AUGAAAUGGGUUCUGCGACUUUUACUUUGCUCGAGUCUAUUCCUCCUCUUCCCAUUGUUUCUGCUGAAAACCCAUCUCGAGGAUCUCUGGGAUCAGUAUGGCACAGAACAAUACUUACUUGAUUGGUUGGACCUUGGCUGGUCACGUAAAGAGAUAAGGCCUUUUCCAGUCAGCCCCGGGGAAAAGGUCGUGGUGGUUGCAAAGCUGCAGGAGGAAAAUACCGAGUGGAUUGAGGAAGAACUGCCCGACUGGGAACGAGCUAUCUAUAUUGUCAAUCCAUCUCCAGCGAUCCUGGCCGACGACCAACAGCUCAAAACGCCCCUUAAUAAGGGUCAUGAGUCUAUGGCUUAUCUGACUUACCUAAUAGAGCAUUAUGAUAGGCUUCCAUCGACUAUUGUCUUUCUCCACGCGCACCGGUCGGGGUUUUUCAGGGCGUGGCAUGUUGACGCACCCUUGCAUGACAAUGCCUGGGCAGUGAGAUCAUUGAAGCUCGGGUUCGUCCAGAGGAAUGGAUAUGUUAACUUGAGAUGCAAUACAAACCCUGGAUGCAAGAAGGAUCAAUACCACAAUGCCCACAUCACGGAUGAAAUUUUCACAGAGAUCUUUGAAGGCACCAGCACACCACCCCGAAACCGGACGGACAUUGAGCCUGCAGAUGAUCAAAAGUUCCUUCCGAUUCCUGACAAGGUUGCAGUAGCAUGCUGUGCACAGUUCGCGGUCUCGCGGCAGCAGGUGCUCGAGAGACCGCGCGAAGAUUACGUCAAGAUACGACAGUGGGUUAUUGACACCGAUUUGGAUGAUGCUCACAGCGGUCGAGUCAUAGAGUUUCUUUGGCACAUAAUAUUUGGCAAGAAAUCUGUUUAUUGUCCGGACGAGGAGGUAUGCUAUUGCCAAGUGUUUGGGCAAUGCUGGAUAUGA
This is a messenger RNA of Aspergillus sclerotioniger CBS 115572, 918 nucleotides long. Its product is annotated as DUF3431 domain-containing protein. The transcript has 3 exons. The record is from RefSeq and is a predicted model, not a curated record. NCBI's taxonomy places the organism in Eukaryota, Fungi, Ascomycota, Eurotiomycetes, Eurotiales, Aspergillaceae. The coding region runs from base 1 to 918 and encodes 305 amino acids.